Molecule: messenger RNA, 2925 nt
Organism: Alosa sapidissima (American shad)
Lineage: Eukaryota; Metazoa; Chordata; Actinopteri; Clupeiformes; Clupeidae
Gene: ttc27
Product: tetratricopeptide repeat domain 27
Molecular function (GO): protein binding
Source: RefSeq, a predicted model, not a curated record
CUCUUGAACGUCUCCUUCAUCAAGCUUCCCAGCGUGCAACGCGGUUCUGUCAUGGCUGCUCACUGGUGCCGCUUGCAGCACAUGGGCUGAAAUAAACAGGUUGCCUUAUAGACGUAACAGUAGUGUACCCAGUAGCGGCAAAGAGAGCGAUAGUGUCAAUUAAAAACCAAAUCUUGUCUGAGUGUACAGCGUUUUGGGGUUUUAGGCGGACACGUCGCACGUGAACAAGAAUGGUGCGGGACGUAGAGCUGCCCGUACUGCGAGGCUUUCUCUCUGACAGAGAGACUACGGAAUGGAAGCAGAAUAUUUUCAGCUCUGCAGAGGGUGGCCCCCUGCUCCAGAGCCUGUUGGAGGGGGACUUUGAGGCAGUUCUUCUGAGCCCCCAGGUGCUGGACCUCCUGGGGGCCGAGUCGGAGGCUGUGGAGGGGGAGACCAUCGAGGCCUACCUGGAGAGGAAGGUGCUAGCCUACCUGAGCGACAGCACUGAGGAUGACCGCCUGGAAAGGCAGACAGCUCUGUUGGCAGUAGCUGUUGCCUGUCUCCACCUCUUUGUUCAGAGUAACUGGACAGGACCUCCAGUCAGCCUGCACGUGCCUGACCUGCUGCCGGCCUCCUUACUGCAGUCCCUGUCAGAGCCUCAGGCUCUGCAUGAGUCUCUUCUCAGUAGUCUGUUGCUGGAUGGCGAGUCGGUCUACAGCCUGGUGGCCAACCCCUUCUGCCUCCUCCUGGCCCGCGUGCUGUUGGUCACCUGCCGGCCCCAGCUGGACUCCUUCCAGCUGCUGCCAUGGUGGACUCUACGCUACGUGUCGGUGCACCAGCAGGUGCUGGAGGCUUGCUCCCCCCAGCUCCUCAGCAUCGCCCGGACCUCCAUGGACAACGUGUCUCAGUGCGAGGCCCUCUUCUCCGGUCUGACCAACAGGCACCUGGCUCUCCAGUUCCACCUGGAGUGCGGCUACACCUGCCUGUCCUACUACGAGUACAGCCCGGCCAAAGAGCACUUCGCCAAGGCGCGGGAACUGGCUGAGCUCGACCUCAACAUGACUGGUGCGUUGGGUAAGCGGACGCGGUAUCAGCAGGACUUCCUGGCCCAGCUCGUCCUGGACGUGAGGCGCAAGGGGAAGGCAUCGGUUCCAGAGGAUGAGAACGAAGCCACCCCUUCCCCUACUCCUCUCAGUCUGCUGCCAAAGGACCAUGCCCUGACUGAUGACACCGUGCUGAACAAGAUCAACCUGGCCGAGCCAGAGGAGCACGAGCUGCCUAACCUGUCGGCCGAAGAGCAAGCUGUCAUCCUGGGUGUCUGCACAGACUUCCAGAAGAACAACCCCAUCCACAAACUGACAGAUGAGGAGCUGCUGGCCUUCACUUCAUGUUUGCUGUCUCAGCCAAAGUUCUGGGCGGUGGAGGUGACUGCCCUGAGUCUAAGGACCAAAUUGGAGAGGGGGAGCUCACGCCGUGUGGAACGAGCCAUGACGCAAACACAGACCAUUGUGGACUACUUCGAGGAGAAGGCCUGUCCCGUUAACGAGCGACUGAAGGUGUUCUACUGCUGUCCAGCCCCUCCACGCUGGAGCUUCCAGAGACAGCUGGCCAGUCUGUUGACAGAUCUGGGUUGCACCAGCUCAGCGCUUCUCAUCUACGAGAAGCUGGAGAUGUGGGAGGAUGCUGUCAUCUGCUACGAGAGGAUCGGCCAACAUGGCAAGGUACCAUCACCAGGGACGCCAUCACAGAUCAAGGCGUUCCGCACCCUGCAGGAGGCUCUGAGAUGCAACUUCGACCACUGGCAGAUCUGGGAGAACUUCCUCGUCGUCUGUGUCGAUGUGGGCGAGUUUGGCGAGGCCAUCCGGGCCUACCACCGACUCCUGGACCUGCGCGACAAAUUCAAAGACCCCCAGGUGUUGGAGGUUCUGGUGCGGGCGGUGGUGGAGGACUUGACAGAUAACCAAGGCGCCCAAGCCUCCACACACAAGUCCAAGCUGAAGGAACUCUUGGGCCGGGUCACUUCCUGCUGCAGCACCGACGCCCAACUAUGGCGGAUCUAUGCCCGUCUCUAUGGAGACGGACAGAGCAACAACGCAGAGGACAAUGAGAAAGCUCUGCAGUUCCUGACUAAGGCCCAUCGGUGUGAGACGCAGGCGAGUGGCUGGGAAAAGGACCUCACCACCUUCAGAGAGGUGAUGAAAAGCCGGCACAUGGCCAACGUCUCUCUCAGCUGUUGUAGGACAAAGACUAACCACCAGGAAGCGAUGCAGAUGCUGAACUCUUCGCGUCUCAGCCUUAAGAGUUUGACCACCAAAGCCAAGCAACUGUACACAGAUGUGGUCACAGGGGAGAUCCAGGCAGACCUGAGCGAUGAUGUCAAAAAGCUUGAACAGCUAAUCAAAGAGCUGCAAGACUUGAGCACCCAGCUGCGCAGCCAAUGAGCGCGCCUCUCUGGCCAAGUUGUCCCCGCCCCUCGCUGGAAGCUGCGGACAUGUCAAGAUAAUCAAGACUGAAGGAAGAUGGCGGCAGGACGGGGUCUGCUCGCCUGGAAGCCUUAAUCUUAGUAACCCUCUAUUUUUAUAUUUCAACACAAGCGCAUCACCAAGUGAGCUGCUGAACUCUGAAGCGUUUCCCAUGCAGAAGAAUAUCUGCUGGAGACGACAAAACGAGACUGACUGCACAACGAAUACACCAAUUAAAGAAAUACUACAGCAGAAUAACACACAAACAACAUGUUGUACUGAUCCGAGUAUGUCCUCAUUAGCGAUGUUUGCAUCAUGUGCUAUAUCUCCAAACAUGACCUGGUUAGCUACUCCAAGCUCUGUGCAGUAUCUGUUCUAUACACUUAUUGCGACACCUUUUCCUUGUUUUACAGAUCAUACAACUAUGUAACUAGACACAACUGCACUCAGCCCAUAAUGAGAAUAAAUUCUUUCUUUGUUGUAA